Molecule: messenger RNA, 5208 nt
Organism: Chara braunii
Lineage: Eukaryota; Viridiplantae; Streptophyta; Charophyceae; Charales; Characeae
Source: the annotation of a GenBank genome assembly
UGGUGAAUGGACUGGUUUGAGCAGGUUUACUGUAAAAGUCACGACGGGGAGGUGAACAAGGCCGACUGAACUCCCUAAUCCCCACCAGGGAGGGACUGGGURCACCUUUCAACAGUAGCCAUUUGUCAGGAAAGUAGGWAGACAGAGAGACAAGGGAGCUAGGAAAUAUGGUAGAAAACUGGCGCCGCAUCAACGAUGAAGAAGCUCUCUGCUGUCGAUUCCCCUCAAAAAAGAAAUAAUUAUGAAAAARGAAAAAGGAAGGAAGAAGUAGUUACAGGCAAGGGAGGAUAGGGGAUAGGGGACAGCAAAUGACAGAGAGCUUGCUCAAUGCUGUUACUGGACACGGUAGACAGAAAAGGGGGGACCUCCCCGGUUACGGUCUGGGGGCGUAUGGGAGAGACGCAGGACAAAGAGCAAGAGAGUGUUCCCAGUUUAAGAAAAGCUGUGCUGCAACAAAGGGGAGAUAAGAGGCCAGUGAGUAUUUUCAAGACAGCCGAUGGCGCGCUGGACGUGGUGAGGGCCUCGAGCAGUGUGACAGUCUCCCAUUGCCAUUUCGGUAAGCAGGUGAAGACGAUGCUGGUGGGGAACGACGACGGCGGCAGCGAGGACAAGAUUCAAACAGUUACUCUGUACGCCAACUUUUUUGAGGACUGCGUCUCUCGUAUGCCACGUGUCCGCUACGGCACAGCGCACGUGUGCAGCAACGUGUUCAAACACUGGGGUCGCUAUGUCCUUGGCGCAAGUAAUGGCGGCCACAUCCUUGCCGAGAACAACUACUUCAUCCCUGGCUCCGACAAUCAGAUUGACCAUUUCCAUCCCCCGGACCCGAACGACAACUCGGUCAUUUCGUUCAGGGGGAACCGUCUCUACGGGUCCGCUGUCCGAAACAGCAACGAGGAGGACAGGUUUGGAAUACCCUUCACGUGUCCGGCUCUUGAGGAAGCCAACAUCAUAUCGGAGGCGGGAGUGGGCAGUUGGUGUACGCUUUAAGUUGAUGCUGCCAUCAUUCAACAAGCCCUAGUAGGCAUGUCGAGCGUUCUAACACAAAGGCAGAUUCUUUCUCAAAAUCUUAAUCCGAGUCGAAGUCUAACCUAAGCAAUCAAGCAAGCUGGUGUCGUCGCUCAGGGCUUCAAGUUGAUGCUGUCAUCAGUCAAACCCGAAGCACAAAGCCGCCGAUUCCUAAUCUUAACCAAAGUCGCACCUAAGCAAGCAAAGCAAGCUGAUCUUUUCAUCACUACAAGCAUAGCUGCACACGUGUUGCCCAUCAUGACAGUAUGCUAGCGGAAGCAGCACGUUAUAUCCGAGCUGCCUUGCUCACGGUCAUGCUACCUCUCCGUGUUCUAUUCGAGGGACGUGCCCUCGUGCUGCUGACUUUGGGAAUAAACAACCCCCUUAAAGUUUUUUUUUCGCGGUCUUUGUCAAACUAAUGGAGAGCCGUGCCCUUGGACAUCUUGCAUGUGCUGCUCGGAGGGAAGCCUGGUCAGAUUGCACACUGUCAGAGACAGUCAGACUGCUUAUUAAGGCUUUCGGGCAGGGGGAGUCGACCUGUUUUCCUUCCUGCCACCGGUGGUAUGCUCCUACUCAGACGCUACAAAGAAGACUCGAGGCGGUUUGUCCGCUCGAAGAAAUUAUAAUUCUCACUCUUGGUCAAAUUUUCGGUGAACUAAUCAGAGGUCGAGAUCUCACUCUCAUUGGGAUUCUCUAUUUUUGGCCGACCUUUUUCUUUUUUUUUUUAGGUGAUACUUGUACUCUUCUACGGCUCCAGAGCGAAGGAUGCAGGCAUCCCAGAUAGGUGUACUGAUUCGGUAGAAAGCACACUAGAAAGUUAGUAGAAACCCUCUCAGCGACGAGCUGCACAUAAUUCUUCGGCCCUAGUUUUACACUAGGGGUUUGACUUUUCCUGGCUGUACCUGUCCAUUGAUUACGGUCAAAUGUGGUCAACAAAGUCGGUACUAGUGUGAACCCAGUCCGGCGGCCAUGAUCAUGCUCUGCUGCUGGAUGCCCAGUCAAACCCGGUUAUCAUGCUGCUCUGCAAACUCUUUGACAACCGGUUAAUCCCGCGCUGCCUUCCGAGUCAAAGCCCGUUCUUCUCGUUCAAUGCCAGUAUUAAUUUAUUUUUCCGUUUGUCUCCAUAAAUCUGGCUCCGUAGUAGGAGGAUUUUGGUCAAUGCGGUGGCAUUCCAGUCAUUGACAACUGCAUUGAACUUUGACUUUCGCUGUUUAUCACGUUCCCUGAGUACAGCAAAGUCAACGCAAAUAGCUGUGUUGACUUUUGAGUCAACGCAAAUAGCUGUGUUGACUUUUGAGUCAAUGCAAAUAGCUGUGUUGACUUUUGACCAUUGCUGAUAAUCGCUCGCGUUUUGUGAGUACUGCGAUGAGUCGGAGGAUUUCGGUCAACGCAGUCAAGCUGAGUCAACUGCGCUGAACUCUGACUUUCGUUCGCGGUUUACGGCAUACCACAGGAUAACCAGGCGUACCUCCACCACUGAUAAGUGUGCGAGCACAACUCUAGCCUAGUCGUAAGCCUACCAUGCAUGGGUUACCGCAGUCUGUGAGUAACUCUGGGUAAAGUGCGUAACCGCGGUAACAGUUAGUUUACCAUGGGUAUGGGUUACUGCAGUCUGCAGUCUGUGAGUAACUCUGGGUAAAGUGUAACCGCGUCUGAGAGUAACUCUGGGUAAAGUGUAACCGCGGUAACAGUUAGUUUACAAUGGGUACGUCUCGUCUCACCUUGCUAGCUUAGUUGCUGCUCUUAGCGAACUACGAAAUUCCAAGUUCAGAAGUGAAUGUGUUGUGUACCCCCGAAGGAAAGGUGAUACUACUACUAAUACACUUGUACUACGACUUUCCGAAGGGUAGUAGUUACGGUCAGAUUCAACUGAAGAAGUCCUGGUGUGGCUAGGACUGCGGUAGUAAGGUUUGAAACAGAGAAGAGAGGCAUGCUCAUGCUGGUAUUGCACCAUCUGAAUAUGGACGCAAUGGCGGCCAAAUACGUACCAAAAAGUCCUUCUGUGAGUAUGUACUCUGUCAGUCUGUCAGUCAGUCAGUCAGUCAGUUGCCUGACUAAUGAACAGACUGGCCUAUAAGGUGAUAGGAUAAGACUGCUAGUUUCGUCCGACACGUCCGUUUGUCCGUCCAUUUGCUCAUUUGUCCCUUCCUCUGCCUAUAAGCCACCAGUACUUUUCCCACCCAUUUUUCUCCGACACAGCUGGGCAUGGUCCACGACUUCCCGGUUCACGUGCUAAUGGCUGGCGGCAAGCCAAAAAAGAAACCGCGCCAAAUCCACUUUUCGGCAAACGGAAGCAUCUAUGCACCCGUGGUUUGACAAACUGGGCAGCAUGCCAGCCAUGGGGUAUAGUAUAUAUCCUGUUGGGGGCCUGCUCGCUUUAUGUCAGAGAGUUGGUGCACAAGGUCCGGCACGAGGGCAAAACGAGGGAGUCGACCAGAUGGCGUAGUUGCAGUAGAUGCUCGGCAACAUGGAAAGUAGAGUGGCUUUGGAUGUACUUUAUCCACUAAUUUAGUAGUACAUCGUAUUUAUUAGUUCAUUUAGUUGGUGCAUGUUUCUUUCUUUAGGAAUUAUAGCAUUUGAUGCCCUUAGUACUUCAUACUUAGCAGUUGCUAAUGGGUGCUUAGUAGUUUGUACUGACUACUGGCUGACUCAAGUCAGACGAUGAGUGAAAUUAGAGCUUGGGGCUUCUACGAGUCCUUACGCGGUACUUUAGCGAAGUUUCGACUAUGACUGAACCUGAUAUAUGACACUGUACUUUAGCCCAAGUUAGACCAUGAGUGAACCUGAUAUGCAUUAUGUACGGUCAACCCCCGCGCAAUAAUCAGCACCCGGCACGCCGGUCUUCGUGAUGCUGCCGUGUGGCGCAGCAUCUGAAUGCAUGAUCCGAGUGCUGCAUUCUUGAACAUCUUCACCACCUCCUCACCAUAACCAUCGCCAUAGCUAUAGCCAUAGCUAUAGCAAUUAGCCAUUAGCCAUUAGCCAUUAGCCAUUAGCCAUAAGCCAUAAGCCAUUAGCCAUUGGCCAUCGCCGCCACCAUAGCCAUUGUCGUCCCUACAUAGUACAUAUCAGUUUUUGACACCACUAAGGUGAGGUUGAGACCGGAAGAUGGCAUGUCAUCAUGCCUUGUGCCCAUGAACGGCCGCCCAUAAGCUUCUUAUGUUUUUUUGAAAAAAAAACAUUGUAGACCUUAAGUUGGUCCUAAACCCUAAACCAAAAUGCUAAUUUUCAUUGGUGUCCCUCUGUGAGAAAACGUGUGUGGAGACGUCCGUGUUUCCCGACGUCACAUGUGUCUCGCCAAGAAUCGUUGCCAUCCUACUACAUGUCACUCAACAUCGACGCCGCUGAGGGUGUGCAAUUUCAAUCCUUAUUAGAGAAUUAAUUUAGAAUUUUAGAGGUAUAGAAGACAAGUCUAUCGAGUCCAGGAGGGCUUUCAAGUUUAACACUUCUUUUUCUGUUCAAGGCUUCAAGCAGAGACUUCCUCCACCCAGCUUCUCUCUGCUGUUUUGCAGGGAGCCACCAACUGGCAUCAACCUCCUCCUCCUCUUUUUUUUUUUUUUUUUUGUUCUAAUGAGGAGAUUCUGAACCUUAUAAUCUCUCUCUCCUCUUUUGCAGGAGGCAGCUAUCUAUCUAUGUUCCUCCCUCCACCCACGCCCAAGUCCCACUUACCUGAGUGCUCAAUUCCCGACCUUCGAUUAGCAAAGAUCGGCGGCCAGAAAUGAGGAAUCGGGCUAUUGGUAAGCGGGACUUGGCCCCCGUUCCCGUCAUCCCUCUCUUGUCCUCCUAUAUCUUCCUCCCUCUUUCCGUUCGUCUCCUCUCUCUCUCUCUCUCUCUCUCUCUCUCUCUCUCUCUCUCUCUCUCUCUCUCUCUCUCUCUCUCUCUCUCUCUCUCUCUCUCUCUUUUCAUGGACAGUUCGACAAGGUUUUCAAAUUGGCGGCUUUUCUAGCAGUUAGCUCGUCAAAUUGCGUCCGAGUUCCAGCCACACCUCAUCAGUGGCCUCAAAAGCACUGAGGGACUGAUUUUUCCAGCAUCCGGAGAUGUACACACAAGGAGAGGGAGAGAGUAGAGAGAGGGAGGAAGGGGAAAAAGGGGAUUUCUGGGAGGACACGGGAGCAAACGGGGAGGUGGAGUGGAGGUGAGACAGGGUCGCAGGGAAGGGGGAGGGGGAGGGAAAGAAUACUUCAACAAAUGUGCCCUUUUCAG